Messenger RNA from Caenorhabditis auriculariae, 3162 nucleotides. The record is from the annotation of a GenBank genome assembly. Lineage: Eukaryota; Metazoa; Nematoda; Chromadorea; Rhabditida; Rhabditidae.
AUGGUUCGUUUUGCUUUUUUUGAUUUUUGAAAUAAAAUUUCUAUUUUUUUGGCUGUUAAAGCUUUGCACUCAAUAAAUCUAUGCUCACAAAAAAAACACAGACCUGAUGACAAGUCUUGUGAAAAUGUGCUCCAUGGAUAAUAUUUGCAAAAAUGAGAAUUUGCUAAUUUUAAAGUGCUACAUAACUUUUUAAAAUCAAAUUCAUUGUUAAUGUACCUUCUAACUUUAAUAAAAGAGAAAAAUUUCGGUAUUUAAUCUUGUAUUUUAGUUUUUACUGUUCCAAUUUUGCAUACUAUACCCCGUUUUCCGCUUUUUUUCUCUGCGCCCUCCUCGUCUCGCGAUCCUCUCAUGUUGACAUGCUAUUUUUUGCUUGUCGAUGAGGGAACAUAAAGACGCAGACAUUAAAAAGUCGUGGCUAACGGGCUAAACAGAAGUUAUUGUAAAAAAUCUUUGAACUUACUACUUUCCAGGGUCGAAAAGUUGAAGCGAGGCUGAUAAAACUCCUUUGAGAGUUGAGGUUUCACGUAUUUUUUUUUUCAGAAAACCUUCACCUUAUUCGCUAUUGUCACGUGUUCGCUAGCUUUCGUUGUCCCUAACGUCGAUGAACUCACCGGAGAAGAGCUGGCGUCUUUCGUCAACAAGGCGCAAAGCAGUUUCCUUGCUGUCCACACCGGCAAAACGGUCAAAGAGAUGAAGAAGAAGCUGAUGCGGGAGGAGUUCCUCGUUGUGCCCAAAGAUGAAGACCGAGCUCCAGAACUUAUCAUCGACGACCUCAUUCCGGCCAGCUUCGACGCUCGUACUCGCUGGAGCCAAUGUGCCUCGAUCCAGCAAAUUCGGGAUCAGUCGACCUGCGGGUGUUCCUGGGCUUUUGGGGCCGUCGAGGCGAUUUCCGAUCGCAUUUGCGUUGCCAGUAACGGAACUCAACAGCCAAUUAUUUCCGCUGAAGACAUCCUUGCCUGCUGUGGACACACCUGCAGCAAAGGCUGUGAGGGAGGUUCGUCACUUUUUAUAGCGAAUUCCGAACACGUCUGAUUUUCACUGCGACGGGGUUAGUUAAAUUUCAAAAUGAGUUUCGUGAACCUUGAAAAAAAGGACAAUAUACCGAAGUUUGCGUGCUUCCCAUGCGCCUUUAUCGGCCUUCGCUUUGAGACCUUUGAUCUGAGGCAUACGGUACUUGGGUUAGAAAAAGGGGAAAGCUUAGGCUAAACGAAUGCGUCUUGUCCAACUUCUGACACACUCUGGUAGCGCAAGUCGGACGCGUCCCGGACGUUUCUGAUCUUUUUUUAGCUAUCCCUUUAGCAGCGUCAGUCCACUUGAGUGGUUACUUGAUCUGCUUAAAAUAGUCCACGGCGCGUUCCGAGGUCCGAGGUAGCCAUUUAUCGGAUUUGCCUAAUCUCGAAAGAAGGCGGUUGUGUACAGAAACGCCAUGGCCAAUAAAGUCUGUGUGCCACGACUUGAAAUUUCACGGAACGACAUUCCGCUGUGCCGCUGCGAGCCUUUGCGAACUUUUGUCGCACCAAUAAUUUUUUUUUUAUUAAGGUACUCUACUUUCAUGUGCUCCCACAGUGAUGAAAAUUAAUUGAAAGCAUGACCUAGAUUCGAAAAAAAGCUUCGCGAACACACGCAGCAGAACAGCGGAAUGUCGUUCCGUGAAAUUUCAAGUCGUGGCACAGACUAUAACAUUGGAACGUUUUGUAGAUUUUUAGGAGGUUGGCCGAUCGAAGCCUGGAAUUACUGGGUCGCCAAUGGAGCCUGCACUGGAGGUGACUACGGAGGCCCGGGAUGCAAACCGUACCCAUUUGCGCCAUGCAAAAAGAACUGCGAGGACCCGGAUACCCCGUUUUGCCGUACUUCUUGCCAGUCCGGCUACUCGAUCCCAUACGCGCAAGACAAGCUCUUUGGCCUUUCUGCCUACUUUGUCGCCAAGACCGUCAGCGGCAUCCAGAAGGAGAUCAUGACCAAUGGACCCGUCGAGGCUACUUUCAACACCUACGAAGAUUUCUACCAGUACAAAAGCGGAAUCUACGUCGUGAGUUGGCCACUUUUUACGGGAUAAGCGUCAGUAAAACCGCAGAGAUUGAAAAUUCAAACAGAAGUUUCACGUAUAGUCUGUACAGAUUUUGAAUGUCAAGUCGUCGCUUAAGCUCCGCCCCUAAUGAUGCGAUAAACCGACCAGAGAGGGAGCCAUCCACAGAGUGUUUUUCACAUGACAUUAAAAAUCUGAAAACCUUCAAGAAUCCAAGUCAUUCUGGCCUGUAAUAAGACUUCGAAAGAUAUGGUCUUUUUCAGCACACCGCUGGAAAUCAACUCGGUGUACACUCGGUCAAGAUUCUCGGAUGGGGAAUCGAAAACGGGACUCCUUAUUGGAUCGUCGCCAACUCCUGGGGCACCGACUGGGGAGAGAAUGGAUUCUUCCGAAUCAUCAGAUCCGUCAACGAAUGCGGAAUCGAGGCUGACGUCGUCGCCGGUCUUCCCAAAUUAACCGAUGCCAAUAGAAAUGUACAUAGAGGGAAUAAUAAAGAAUGAAAUACGUAAACACGGUUGUUGACUUUUCUAUAAAAUGGAACACAAGAAUAUAUAAACUUGAUUUAAAAAAAAAUAGAAUUUGAAUGUCUUAAUAGUCUCACAAUCGUUCCUUCGAGACAUCAUUAAUACUAUAGUCAAUGUUUCCCGACUUGAAAGGCAAGGGGCGGGACGCGUAGCUUCGGGACGCGUAGCUCGUCCGUACGCGGUUAUUGGCACGAGUUCAAUUCAAUCGAAACCAACUUUUUAAAAAGUUCGGCAACCGCUCUUUUUCUGUAUUUUCUUCUAUUUUUGAUGCACAAAUGAACAUAAUCAAUAAAUAAUCGAAAAAUAAAUGAAAAUAGCAAAAAACGAGCUCUCCAAACAGUCGCUGGCGGUUGAAUUGAACUCGUGCCAAGAACCGCGUACGCAUACGCUACGCAUCCCGCCCUCUGCCCCGCCUCCCUCGCCUUUCGGGAAAAAUUGACUAUAUAAACCUUAUGUGUCAAUUUUCAAACUUCAACAAAAUAUUCUCAAAGUUGGGACCAAGACACGAGGAACUUUGACAAAUUGAUGGCUGAACCGUCGAAGAACAUCUACGGCCACGGUCUGUAUUUGGUCAAGCGUCGGAAAUCUGGAUUCUAUUUCGCCAAUAUCUAA